AUGCUACUUUCCAUGCUAUCAAUGAAAACUAAGAAAAUCGUGUGCUCGUUGAACUUUCCCCCUCGGAAAAUGUCAUUAGGCACGUGUGCACCGUGUGAGUUGGAAAUCCGAUUUUAUUCUAUUAUAAUUCACGUGGCAUUCGUAAAAAGUGAGAAAGAGGACGCUGAGACAGGACUUUUAGAGAUAAAGAGACCAGAGAGAGUCAGAUUCAACGCUGUACGAAAAGUUGACUAUGGAAUAGUCGAAUCUGUGAGUUGUCAAUGGGAGAAUGGAACGUUCGAAGUGAGAGAUUACAUUGAUCAUUUUAUGGAAAUACUCAAUCACGAUAGAAUUGAUGAAUUGACUGUUACGGGGGAUGAUGCGUAUCCUCCAGAGUCAAUUCAACAACUUGUUAAUGGAUUGGAUAUAAGACAACUUUCUUUAUCUGACUGGGUUUCUGAUAACAACGUGAAAAUAUAUUUGAAUGCAAUAAAGCCUUCACGUAGCUUUGAUUUGGAUAGAUGCUCGCUUUUCGAUUGGAAUCACACCAGGAUGAGCCAAUUUUUCGUUCAAAAUCUUGAUUACAUUGUGAUAACAAAUGCUGCCUUAUUAACUCUUGACGACUUGUUACUCACGAAUGUUUCGGAGAUUCAAAUCAAUAGAACUCGGAUGAUCGAAAAAGAUUUCAAUCGGUUUUUGAAGCAUUGGAUCGCCGGAUCGAAUCCAAGAUUGAAGUAUCUUAUGGUUGGAGGUGAUUUGACAAUUGAAGAUAGAGAGGAGUACGAGAGGGAGUUAUUGCAAGGAAUAGAGCACAGAAAGAUACCUGAUGAGGAGAAGAGGACCUGCGUGAGACAUAUGGGUUCAUACGCAGAACAUAUGGAACCCUUUUCAGGUGGUUUUUAUAUCAGAAGAAAAGAUGGGACUGAGACCAUCGUCCUCUCUAAAAAUCUUUUUUUUCAUUUAAUUCUCCAAGAGUUGGUGAAUGUUUAA
Molecule: messenger RNA, 969 nt
Organism: Caenorhabditis remanei
Lineage: Eukaryota; Metazoa; Nematoda; Chromadorea; Rhabditida; Rhabditidae
Exons: 1
Coding region: 1-969 (322 amino acids)
Source: RefSeq, a predicted model, not a curated record